This is a messenger RNA of Rubroshorea leprosula, 673 nucleotides long. NCBI's taxonomy places the organism in Eukaryota, Viridiplantae, Streptophyta, Magnoliopsida, Malvales, Dipterocarpaceae. The record is from the annotation of a GenBank genome assembly.
CAAGAAAACAAUAAACCUUUCUUCAAAUUAUUCUUCUUUUCUGUUUUCUAAUAUGGUAUCAAAGUUAUAAGCUCUAGUUCUUUUCUCUUAUCAUCGCUGUUGGGUUUUUUGGAGUUGGAUUUUCAAUGCCAUUCCAGAUCUGAAACUUUGUCGUUGGGAUCUCUUCUCCUACAGAUUGAAUUAUUUAUCGAUUCUUAUGCCCUUUCUGAGGUUGAAAUUAACCUUUCGGUUAUAAGUUGUUUCCAAAAAGGCACCUGGUAGAAUAACGUGUGCCAGGGGUGCAAAUCUCCUGCAAACACUGGAAAUGGGCCGGUCUAAGAAAGGCAGUGGACGUGGGAAGGGUGGAGGUCCAGGGCCUACCUCUCAGAAGAAGAUAACCGGGGUGGGAUCUGGUGAUGGUCAGAAGGAGAAGCAACAGGCAACUGCUGUUGCAAGGGUGAGUAAUUCUGUCACCCUCAUAUCUAAUGGAUCGACUUGCCUCAUGUAAUGUGAGAGGGUUUAAUGAACCUGUUAGAUGAUAGAUCUUAGCAAUUUUAUAAUGAACAUUCCUUUAUUAGGUGUAAUGGAAACUAGAGUGAAGAAUUCAUAAAUGUAUGGAGAUUGCAUCUAGAUGUUGCAGGAAUAUGGAGAUCUUAACUACUUAUACUUAAUGCUAUAAAUGGUUGAAUUUGGG